Messenger RNA from Plasmodium fragile, 720 nucleotides. RefSeq lists its product as uncharacterized. The transcript is spliced from 2 exons. Gene Ontology annotation, cellular component: plasma membrane; endoplasmic reticulum membrane. The coding region runs from base 1 to 720 and encodes 239 amino acids. Gene Ontology annotation, biological process: endoplasmic reticulum membrane organization. The record is from RefSeq and is a predicted model, not a curated record. NCBI's taxonomy places the organism in Eukaryota, Apicomplexa, Aconoidasida, Haemosporida, Plasmodiidae.
AUGAAGCUGCUAAAAGUGACCCCCGAAAAAAAAAUAGAAUUUCCUAUGGUACAUUUCCAAGCAGUGACGCAAGUGGUUAAACUAGAAAAUAUAAGCGACAGGAAAGUGGCAUUUAAAAUUAAAACCACGGCGCCAAACAAUUAUCUGGUUCGACCAUCCUUUGGCCUAAUUAACGUACAAGAAACAAUUGAUAUUCAAAUUAUUUUGCAACCCUUAUCCGAUAAGGACAAUAUUUCGAAUGAUAAAUUUCAAGUCCAAUGUUUAAAUGUCGAUGAUAACACCACCGUCGACAAGCAGUUCUGGGUCACUGUUAAUAAAAAUGAAAUACAAGACCAUAAGUUGGUCGUUGUGCUCAACGACGAAAGUUCCAGCAAAGGACCACACUCCUACCUCCCCUCAAAUAAUAACCCUCUCUCGGAAAUUAAUAACAGGAGUCACAAUUUAAAUUACGCGGAACAUAAUUUAAAUGCGGACGAUGCCAAUAUGGCGGAAGGCAUAAAAGGUGGCCUACCAGGUAUGCAGAGGAAAUAUCAUGAACUCCUAAACUACUGCGUUUUUGUGGAUAAACAGAAAGCGGCACUGGAGAAGGAAAAUGAAAGUUUGAAAAAUCAAUUAAAGGCAUAUAACAGCAACUGUAACAAGCUUUUCGUAGACAAUAAACUCAUACCGAUAAUCGUUGUUAUGUUGGCCGUCGUCACCAAGUAUAUGGGAUAUUGGUAA